AUGUGGCGCCCACGUCGAUCUUUGCGCCUCUCCAGCCGCUACUCUGCUCCGUCUGCCUCUCAUACCUCUCGAGAUCCACUCACAGCGUCUCUCUCGUCCGCUGGCGCUCGCCACAAUGUCACGUCCUUUGAGUCUCUUUGCCACACUUUCAGAGCAGUUGAGCGCGUUCGGAGCUCCCGGGUGACCAGCGCGCGGAUAUUGGCGCACGGGUAUCGUCAGCUGCUGUCGCUUCCGACGGCGCAGGAGCUCGCGAGCGCUUUGUACCUCACUGCGUCGCAGUUGGCGCCGCCGUACGAAGGCGUGGAGCUCCAGUUCGGGGCCAAGAGCUUUGUCAAGAUGCUGAAGCCAUUGGAAGCGCCACUGGAAGAACAGGUGGCCAACUCGACGCAGACGCUCGAGCAGGUGCUGGCGUCGUUUCCGGACUAUGGACUGGCCGUGCACGCGCUGCUGGACAACGGACGAGUUGCUCUGCCGGCAUUAAAAGAGACGGACAGUGAGCUGCGGAUUCAGGCGGUGCAUGCCGAGCUGAUGGCGAUGGCACAGGACGAAGGAGCUGGAAAAGUUGCAAGACAGCAGCAACGUGCACUGAAGCUGCUUCAGCAGUGCAGAGGGUCCGAGGCACGCGUUUGUCUCGUUCGAAUGCUGGCGCAUCAAAACCUGCGCAUUGGAAUGGGCGAAAAGUCGAUUCUCUUAGCUCUUGCAAUGGCUAGCACGCCGCUAAGUGAAGACAGUGCUCAGGGGCUCGACGAUGACACACGCUCAGCACAAGAAAAAGAUUGGGUGGACUGCGUGACGCUAGCAUACGCGCAACAGCCCAACUACAGUACGCUGGCUCAGCUGGUACAUAGUAGCCAGCACGAAAGCGAUCUCAAACAGAGGAUGGAAUGGCUGCGCAAUGAAACUCGUCCCGCGACGGGUGUCCCCGUGCUGACCAUGUCUGCGUACCCCACCUCUAGCGUCGAGGCAGUCUUGGAUCGCAUUGCCAAGUCAGCAGAUCGCACGGCCACUUGCGAAUACAAAUACGAUGGUGCACGUGUUCAAGUACACCUGUCGCUGGCCGACGAUAGCCGUAAACAGUCCGUCCGGCGUAUUUUCAGCCGAAACAUGGAAGACGUUACAGAGCGUUUCUCGUCUCUUUUGGACGUACUAGAGAUGCGCGUGAAAGCCCGCGGUGUGGAAGUGCAGGGGUUGUGUUCGGUGGAUUCACUAAUCGUUGAGGGAGAGGUCGUUGCGCUGGAUCGGGUCACUGGGACUUUUCGUCCAUUUCAAGUACUGCAGACGAAAACCACGACCGAGUUCUGUUUGUUUUUGUUUGACGUACUUGCUGUCAAUGACAAGAGUCUUCUCCAGAAACCUCUCCGUAGUCGACGAGCGUUAUUGCGCGCUCUUCUUGAAGAGGAACCUGGUUAUAUCGAGUUUGUAGAGCACGUGGACAUCAGCGUAGCAUCUUGUGACGGUACAAGGAAUGGACCAGCUCUCGCGCGAAAGUGCCUCGCGAAAGCAGUGGCGAGUGGAUGUGAGGGGUUGAUGAUCAAGCUGUUGGACGGUGAAGAGUCACAGUACAAAGCUGGGCGAAGGUCGUACGCCUGGAUGAAGCUCAAGCACGACUACAUACGGGAUGAACCUGCUCGACGCAAGAAGAAAUCUGCUGUUGUGAAUGCCCGUGACAAUGGCACGUUCCUAGCUGAUACGCUGGAUUUGGUGCCCAUUGGCGCAUUUUACGGCAAAGGUAGACGUGCAGGGGUGUUUGGCUCGUUUCUCAUGGCAACGUACAACUCCACAAGCGGCAAAUUCGAGACUAUCGGAAAGGUUGGCACGGGCUUCUCGGACGCUAGCCUGAUCGAAGUAGCAGCGCACCUUCGAAAACUGGUUUUGCCCGCGACCGAGUGUGUGCCAGAGCAGUAUUGGUCAUGUGCCAUUCGGAGCAGUCAUCCUGACGUAUGGCUCUCACCGGAGGAAGUGUGGGAGAUCAAAGCUACUCAGCUGACGGAAUCUUCUUCGUACACUUGUGGCGCUAGCACGAGCGCUGACUCGGUCGAUGCUGCAACUCCUCGAAAGGGACUAGCGCUUCGUUUUCCUCGCUUCAUUCGGUUUCGACCAGAUAAGAAACCUGUGCAAGCAACGGAGAGCGAGCAAGUGGCGGAGCUCUUCCAACAGCAGCAACAACGAAACCAUAUCGACUAG
This is a messenger RNA of Hyaloperonospora brassicae, 2184 nucleotides long. The record is from the annotation of a GenBank genome assembly. NCBI's taxonomy places the organism in Eukaryota, Oomycota, Peronosporomycetes, Peronosporales, Peronosporaceae.